GCGUUUGUCUAAUCAAUUUGAACGUAAAUGACUUAUAUCGUGACAAAGUUCCUGAAUGUCCGUCGCGAGGAGUAACGCGAUCACGAGUUACACAAGUUUUCGUAGAAAAAUUGAUUACUUGAUCAUUUUAUACGUUUCGCGAAUUUGAAUAAAGUACAUGCUCAGUCACUCUCGAGCUCACUGAGACAAGUGCUGGAUAACCGUGAGUUACAGUCAAGAGAAAAUCUUGCUACAAUACUGUGUAGGCUUUCUAUUUAACCUCUUGAUUGGGUUAACAACUCUUCCGACGACCUUCCUGUUGUUGUCAGGUCUUGUCAGUUCUCGGAAUUGUUUUCGCGGCUACGUAAGUGAGAUCAAAGUAAAGAAAUAAGUGACGCAAAGUCUUAAGAGAUAAUUAACAAACUUUGAUUGACAUGUUUUGCGGAAAAAUCCUAGACGACAUAUUUUUUUUUUCAUUCUUGUUUACUUCUGAAAAAUUACAGAUGAAGCGUGUAAUUUAUUCUAAUUUAUCCCAUUAAUUUUUUUCCCGAGAAUUGACUCGAGUGGAAUGCUCACCCAUGAUCUUCCUGUUUACUUCGUGCUUUUGCCAGUCUCCCUAAAGUUCGCUGCUAUACAUUUUAGAGAUCUUUAGAGGGCGCAAGAAACGUAGUCGCACCAAAAAAACGAAACGGUUUGGCUGAAUUCUUUGUGAAAGAUGGCGACGACUCCCUUUUCGCUCGAAGGCCUGCUUCUUUACAUGACAGAAACGUUCACUGCCGGAGUAAUCCAGUCUUAUCAGGGACAGGGAGUGCUUGAGAACGCUCCGUUGAUACAACGCCAGGAUCCUUUGGAUGAUUUCAAAAAGUUCGAUCAGAAUGACACGAUAUUUCAAGAAUACGACCCACCUCUGGGAGACGACAGCAAAAUGGGUUGGAAAAAAUCUCGACCGCCAAAAUGGUGGAUGUCGCUUUGGAAGGCCGUGAAACACGCAUUUUUGAUACAGAUUUGUGGCGGUGUGUCGCUUGGUUCGCUGGCUAUUUUGAUAUUGAUUCUGGACUUCAAUUCCGUAGAUCUUUGCUUUGAUAUGCAGUCUACAAACUGGACCGCCCUUCCCAAGAAAGCGCAGGCAGUGAUGGUUACCGCAGCGACUACCGAAGCCUACUUUGUUCAAUUAUGGACAUUUCUUCUCGUGUUGGUGAUGUUUGGCUGGCAUGUGAUCAAGAAGCUCAAUCUCCUGAUCCUAAAUCUGCUUGGGGCGUUCAUUGACACUUGCUACAGACUUUACCUACAUAUUUACGGAAUUUACAAGAGGCGCUGGAUGUCGUUUCCCCUGAACGGUUUGUUUGUGUCGAUUCUGCUUAUGAAUAGUUUAAUCAUCGGAAGAGAAGUAGCGGCAAACACCGAAACCGAGAGAUCAAAGAAAAUGAGAAAAACCUUAAAGGUUACUGCAAUGCUCACUGCUCAAUUCGCUUUUGGAAUCCCUAUCACUUUUUAUCUCGUGUACAAACUGGUCCCUCUGUAUGGCGAAGCGAAUGAAAUCUACAGAGCUGUCAUCGCUGGCGCGCUCCCCUUAGUAACAGCUAUACCAAAGGUCAUCGUACGUUUGGCGGCACAGAGAAUCGAUUUCAUUCACCCUGGCGACGCGCACGUCCUGUUAAACGUUCUGUACACCGCGUCUGCUAUCGUUUUCCGUGUCAUGCAAGCAGAGCUCACAAGUCUUGAACUGUUCAUUCUGCUGAGCUUCGCCCACGGCGCUGUGGACUUGCUAGAAAGGCUUACCAUUGUCGUGCGAGAUUAUCUGUGGUACUACAUUUACAAAAAACUUAAACGAGACGGCAUAGAGACGAUCACCACUGCAGAUAAAUUUCGCACCCCCAGAAGCAUGCGCUUUAUCGCAGACAUGAGCAUUCAGAUGAUUCUCGGAGAAUCGACAGCGUUAAUGGCAGCGGUCGGCUUCAUCCAGCUGUAUAAAUUCAUGUAUCCUGCCGAUCUGUCCUCUAACAACAUGCAUUAUAUCACGCAGUUCUUUUAUCGCGUUUCCAUCGCCCUUAGCAUUGAUUUCGUUUUCAAUUCGUUCUCGUUUUGGCUGCAGAUGUCAUAUUUAAACAUCGCUGUGGUGCGGGUUUGGAAGAAGAAAUGGAGGAAACACAUGCUUGUGGCUUUCAUCCUGACCGCCGUAACAUUGUGUUAUUUCACGACUCAUUUGUUCGCCGUCGUGGAAGCCAAAAACGCUCCAGGAGUGAAAAAGCAUAAUUUGAAUUGUACAGGUCCAUUUGCAAUGUUCUAGCUCAUUCACGUAUCACUACCGCUCAGUUUUUCUAAGAAACAAAAAGGUUGAUCUUUUUAACCAAGCUUAAUUCAGAUAAUGCGAUCGAAAAUAAGAUUUCAAUCUAAAAUCCAGAUCCGAAGAUGGAUCGUUUAGAUUGGAAACCAAAGCUGAUUGUAUCAUUCCAUGGUGUUUCACUUCAGCGAACUUUGCAAAUUUGAAAACGCAGAAAUUUGAAAACGUAGCGUUAUAUUUCUUCUCAUUUUCUCCACAUCGUUGGAAAAAUGUAUUCAUUUAAUGAAUAGUGUAGAGAUGGUUUGUUCAACAAUUAUGUGAUUCUGCCUUGAAGUAAUGUAAGAACAUGUUUUGGUAGCAACCAAUAACCCAAUUUCUACUGCUGUGUAUGAAUUUAAGGCCCCGUCUACACUACGCCGGAGAAAUUUGAAAACGCAGCUUCUUUUUCUACGGUUAGGCCUACCGUUCACACUAAUCCGUCACGAACGAAGCUUUUCGAAAACGUUCUUCAAACCGGAGGAAUUUGAAAACGCCAGCUCUGCAUUUCAGUCUGGACGGAAGACAUUUUAAAAGCGGAGCUUUUCAGAAACGGCUAGCUUACGAUAACCGCGUGAUUUCCCUGGCCGAGUUCCCUCAAACACAAAUCCAAAAUGACGGGUGAUCGUUGCAUUUUCAAAUUUCUCCGGAGUGGUGU
Orbicella faveolata is the source of this 2954-nucleotide messenger RNA. RefSeq lists its product as uncharacterized. NCBI's taxonomy places the organism in Eukaryota, Metazoa, Cnidaria, Anthozoa, Scleractinia, Merulinidae. The record is from RefSeq and is a predicted model, not a curated record.